AUGGUUGUUGACGGAAGUUUCCUUAAAGCAGCAUAUAAGGGUACCAGACUGCUUGCACUCAGGAUGGAGCUGUUGAUAAAGGGUACUUUUGGAGUUAGGGAAGGGAUGUGUAUAGUUUCAGAUAGAAAUGAAAGCAUCUUUAAUGCCAUAAAAGUUGUAUACCCAGAAGAUAUUUUCUUUGCUUUGGCUAGAGCUUACAUGAUAGAGAAGUUUGAGUACCAUAUAACAGUGAUGUGCAAAAUUGAUCCGAUAGUGCAACCAUACUUUUUUGAAAUUAGCUACGAAUGGUGGUCUAGGACAUAUUCCAAAAUGAAAAGGUCGAUGGCAAUGACUUCCAAUAUUGCAGAGUCAAUUAAAGCAGCAAACAAGGAUGCUACAGAGUUACCAGUAAUGCGAUUGCUGGAGUACAUGACAAAUUUGCUACAACAGUGGAACAACAAAAAUAGAAAAGUGAGGCCUGCUACGGAGCAGUUAUAUACUGUGUUUGAAGGGGUAAGGCGAAACAUAGUGUGCCUUGAAGAGGGAACAUGCAGUUGCAAAAAAAUUCAAAUGGAUGAACUUCCAUGUCCACAUGCUUGGGCGGUUUUGAAGAACCAGCAACUGAAACCUGGCCAGUAUAACUCUUUUUACUACAAGAAUGAUAAACUCCUUAGAACUUAUGAAUUUCCAGUGAAUCUGAUGCCAGAUAAGAGUUUAUGGGUAUGCCUAACAGAGGUGAUGGAAUAUAUGGUCCUACCACCUAAAGGGAGACGGAAUGCAGGAAGGCCAAGAGAGGAAAGACUCAAACCUGCUUCAGAAAAAGAGUCUAAGAGGGCAUUUUCAUGUUCUGUGUAUGGACAAGGUGGUCACAAUAGAAAAAUAUGUAGGAAUAGACCAAAAUAA
Molecule: messenger RNA, 882 nt
Organism: Nicotiana tabacum (common tobacco)
Lineage: Eukaryota; Viridiplantae; Streptophyta; Magnoliopsida; Solanales; Solanaceae
Source: RefSeq, a predicted model, not a curated record